CUCUCAGGUUCCUCUCUGCUUCCACCAUGAUUGAAAUGUAGAACAUGAUCUAAUCUUUACGUUUUAGACAUGUAUAUUGAGGUUAGGUAUUGAGACACCAAUGUGUACAAGUAAAUUUGUAAAACGACGUAUAUUUUAUAUCGUUUGAAAACAAUUUUUGAAAUAUUACAUAUAUAUUCACAUAAAUGGGAUAUAUCUGAAUAUUAUAAUUAUUAAUGUAUUGUGAUUAUAUUGAAUAUUUCAUAAGGCAUUCUGUGAAUUGUAAUAAGAAAAUGGGAAGUUUAAUAGGCAUACGUUUCUGUGCUAAUUUAAGGAAUGCUCAUUUAAGGAAUUAUGCAAUAAUCUCAGCAAUAAAACCAAUAAAAAGAUAUAUACAUGAUUGUUUAUCAAGUAAAAGAAUACAUUGUCUUCAAAAUCAGCAAGGCUCUCUGAGAAUCAUCCAAUGUUAUCAUAUUUUCAAUCUUUCACUUUGCAAUUGUAUCAAAGUGAAUAAUGCAAAAGGUUUUUCUAUGACCUCUGUAUUAACAAAAAGUAAAAAUCGUGGGGAAAAGAAACAAAAGAUGCAGCACAUUGAUUAUAAUGAAUUAGAACAAGUUAUUGAUGUUAAUAAAUUGACAUCUCAACUUGACAAGGCCAUUGAAGAUUUAAAAAAUAAUUUUACUCAGCAUUUGUCCAUAAGAUCGAGUAUGGGAGCUAUUGAGAUGUUAUCUGUCAAAUUUGAAGGCAAAGAUUACACAUUGCAAGAGCUUGCACAGAUUAGUCGUAAGCCUAAAUUGGUAGUACUGAAUGUAUCUACCUUUCCACAAGCUAUCCCAGAUAUUCUGAAAAGCCUUAUGAAGAAUCAAAUGAAGCUGAAUCCACAACAAGAUGGGACUACAAUUUAUAUUCCUGUUCCUAAAGUAACAAAGGAACACAGAGAAACCUUAUCCAAGAAUGCAAAAAGCUUUUAUGUGAAAUGUUGUGACAACGUUAGACAGAUACGCAACAAACAAAUUAAGGCAAUAAAGCAAAAGGAAAAGUUAGCUAAAGAUUUAGUAUUCAGGAUAGAAAGUUAUAUAGAUAUUCUUAGUCAUCAGUAUGUAAGUAAAGCUGAAGAAAUAUUAGAAACCAAACAAAAAGAGUUAUUAGGUGAUUCUGAAUAAAUUUGUGUGAUUUCAAUCAUUUACAAUUUUUAAUUUGAAUUAUAUUGUUAAUUGCUUGAUGUAAAUGUAUACAAUAUUUGAUUAUGUAAUAAAAUGAGAAGUAUAUUUUUAUAG
This is a messenger RNA of Solenopsis invicta (red fire ant), 1256 nucleotides long. RefSeq names its product ribosome-recycling factor, mitochondrial (gene mRRF1). NCBI's taxonomy places the organism in Eukaryota, Metazoa, Arthropoda, Insecta, Hymenoptera, Formicidae. The transcript has 2 exons. Gene Ontology annotation, molecular function: ribosomal large subunit binding. Gene Ontology annotation, cellular component: mitochondrion. Bases 216 to 1142 code for a protein of 308 amino acids. The record is from RefSeq and is a predicted model, not a curated record. Gene Ontology annotation, biological process: translation.